AUGAAAAAUUCAAGAGUUCUUUUGUUGGCCUUAAUAAUCCUUGCACUGUUGCAAGUUUUUGUGGGAAUAACUGUUGCAGAUGAGUGGGAUGAAGAAGAAAACAAUGAAGCUACUGUACCGUUACCGGUACCUGUUGAGGAGUCACCGAUAAUAGAGGUUGCUCAAGAACCCAAACCUUUAAAUAUUUUUGUUCGACCACAAUAUAAAUUAUCCGACUUCUAUAGGGAGAUUUUUGUGAUCGUCACCAUUGUUACUUAUAUCCUCAAUUAUAUAAUGGGCAAACGGGCAAAUGAAAAAAUUGCUAGGAAAUGGAUGGAAACACACUAUCAAUUAUUUGCCGAAAAUUUUGCACAAGUUGGAAACGACAAAGGUAAUGCACUCAUCAUGGAUGGACCAGCCGAUUAUCUGUUCUAUCUGACCGGCCGUCGUAAUUGUCAGUACAUUCAUGGAAGAAUCACGCUUAAGCCAAGACACGAUUUGCUUCAAACCAUUACGAAUUUUAUCAUGUCGCAAUUUAGUAGCAAUUACAUCGUUGAUUCUGUGACAUACCAUGCAUACAUGAAUGAUAAAGAUUACGAUGACUUUGUUUUCGCCCUUACAAAAAAAGAAAAAGCGGGUGAUCUGCGAAAAUCCAGAUACGAUCUGGGAGAUUUCACCAGACAAAGUAAUAGUAACUUACUUCCAAAUGCGAUGAACUUACACAGCGAAUCCCUGGAAAUCACUGAUACGAUUCUUACCAAUAAAGUCGUGGAAUUGGUGAAGACGAUUACCAAAUACUUGAAUGCUGUAAUUAUUACAGAUCAACCACGUAUUAGACCUGAGAAAUCUAUCGAAAAUCGACAAAAAUUAAUUACAAUCAUAAGUGAGCUGCCUAACUCGUCAUCAAAGUUCGAAGAAACAAUACCUGUUUCAGAAUUACUUAUGUUUUUGAUUGAUUGGGUUCCUUCCAAGUGCACUUUCCGAGGAGAGACCAAGGCCAAAAUCACAAAGAAUAGAGAAGAGGCCGAGAAGAAAAUACAAAAAGGAUUAGAAUAUGAAAGACAAGAGGCCAUUCAACAGAAAAAGGCAGAAAAAAAACGUGCAGAGGCUGAACGUGUGGCUAAACUUUCACCCGAAGAACAAAGAAAGAUGUAG
Messenger RNA from Acaulospora morrowiae, 1134 nucleotides. The record is from the annotation of a GenBank genome assembly. Lineage: Eukaryota; Fungi; Glomeromycota; Glomeromycetes; Diversisporales; Acaulosporaceae.